This is a messenger RNA of Toxorhynchites rutilus septentrionalis, 1914 nucleotides long. It is a transcript of the gene Ssadh, whose product is annotated as 3-sulfolactaldehyde dehydrogenase. Gene Ontology annotation, molecular function: succinate-semialdehyde dehydrogenase (NAD+) activity. Lineage: Eukaryota; Metazoa; Arthropoda; Insecta; Diptera; Culicidae. The record is from RefSeq and is a predicted model, not a curated record. The transcript has 2 exons. The coding region runs from base 124 to 1668 and encodes 514 amino acids.
UGACAUACCACCUCAGUAUUGAAUUUUAUUCGCAUAAUAACGUUUGGUCAUUCGAGUAAUGAAUAUCGGUGUUCCAGCAAAACAAGUAUAUUAACGUGUGGAUCAAAGUUUUGGUGCUGCAAAAUGUAUCUAAUAAUGAGUUUGAAUCUUUUGCAACGUACAUUGUAUGUAACAAGAUCCAAAUCAAUCUCAAACUUAUCUUGCCGAGGCGUACAUCUUCUGCAGAAUAAAGCAUUCAUCAAUGGCAAAUGGGUUGGUGCGCACACUGGUGAAACAUUCGAUGUGACAAAUCCGGCAAAUGAAGCCGUGGUCGGAAAUGUACCGGAUAUGUACGUUAAAGAUGCUUGCAAGGCGAUUGAUGCUGCCCAUAGCGCUUUUUAUAAUGAGCGGUGGCACAAUAGCACAGCGAAGGAAAGGUCUGCCUUGUUGAAGAAAUGGUUUCAAUUGAUGGAAACGAAUCGCCAAGAGAUCGCACAGAUAAUGACCGCUGAAUCUGGGAAACCAAUGGUGGAAUCGUUGGGGGAGGUCACAUACGGCAAUUCUUUCGUUGAAUGGUUUGCGGAGGAGGCCCGUCGUAUUUACGGUGAAAUCGUCCCACCACCCCAAGCAAAUCGGCAAAUUAUGCUCACGAGACAUCCAGUAGGUGUUGCUGGAUUGAUCACACCGUGGAACUUUCCUCAUGCUAUGAUAACACGGAAAGCCGCCGCAGCAAUCGCUGCUGGUUGCACGGUUGUAAUCAAGCCGGCUGAGGAUACUCCUCUGACUGCACUAGCGCUGACCAAAUUGGCCGAGGAUGCUGGCUUCCCAGAGGGUGUUUUCAACAUUAUAACAAGUAGCCGAAAAAACGCUGCCACUAUAGGUGAAUUGCUGUGUAAAAGUGAGAAAGUUGCUGCAAUUUCAUUCACUGGAUCUACAGAAGUGGGAAAAUUAUUGUAUCAGCAAUGUGCGGGCGGUAUCAAAAGAAUAGGACUUGAAUUGGGAGGGAACGCUCCCUUCAUCGUUUUCAAUUCUGCCGAUAUUGAUAAGGCCGUUACCGGGGCAAUGAACUCAAAGUUUAGGAAUUGCGGUCAAACAUGCGUUUCAGCAAAUCGGUUUCUUAUUCAAGAUGGCAUCCACGAUGAGUUUAUAGCUAAACUGCUAGAAAAGGUUAAAGCAUUGAAGAUUGGUGAUGGUUCUCGCGAUGGAGUUCAAAUUGGUCCAUUGAUCAACCAGGCACAAAUCAAAAAGGUAUCUCAAUUCGUAGAUGAUGCCAUUGAGAAGGGUGGUAAAAUUAUUCAUGGUGGACAGCGAUUGUCAAAACAUGGACAAUUAUAUUACGAACCCACAAUUGUCACAUGUCUCCGAGAUGAUAUGCGUUUAUAUAACGAAGAAGUUUUUGGUCCGGUUAUAUCAGUAAUACGUUUUAAAACUGAGGAAGAAGCACUCAUGAUAGCCAACGGGACUCAACGCGGUUUGGCGGGAUACUUUUAUAGCAACGAUUUGAACCAAGUGUUUAGAGUUUCUAAACUACUCGAGGCUGGAAUGAUUGGAGUCAAUGAGGGAUUGAUCUCUGCAACGGAAGCUGCUUUUGGCGGAAUAAAAGAGUCGGGCAUAGGACGAGAAGGAUCAAAACAUGGUAUCGAUGAUUAUGUUUAUAUCAAGUAUCUUUGCUACGGAAAUCUACAAUGAAUAAUCAAUACCAAGAAAUAUCUUCAUAAAACAACCAAAGAUAAACGCAGAGAUUCGCAGCUGAUGUAAUCUGGUUCUAUAUACUCGAUGUAUAUAGAAAAAAAAGCUGAAAGCUGUUUAAUAGUUUAUAAGAAAAAUGUAGCAUCAAUUGCGCUCAGUCUUCCCAAUAGGUAAUAAUUAUCUUAAAAAUAGAGAAAUCAGUAAUUCCAAUACACUCGUUGAAGAGAAAUAAUGUUAAAAACAAUA